AGCAGAACCCGCGGAACCCUCUCGGUACGGUGGUCUUCAACGGUGAUUCCAAACGGUCGAGCAAUAUCUUCAGGAUGAUGUCUUGGUGGCUGCUUCUGCUGGCGGCGGUCUUUGGACUUGUGAGCGGCCAGACGAUUGAUCCUGACAGCGUCCCAAUCGGUACCCGAGACCAGUGGUGCAAUUCGCAGACUUCUGCCUGUCCCCUGCUUUGCCUCCAGAUCCCCGGUACCAAGAGCACCACUCAACAAAACUCGUGCGAUCCUAAAACCCUCGUGUACAGCUGCGUGUGCAGCAACGGAGUCAGCCCCAACGCAUCGCAGUACUCGGAGACAAUCCCCUACUUCGAAUGCACCGAGUCCAACAACCAGUGCGUCGACAACUGCCAGGGUGACUCGAGCUGCCAGUCCGCCUGCCGACAGGAUAACCCGUGCGGCGCGCAGAAUCCCACCCGCGUCAACGUCACGACCACCAAGGGCGGCAAGACGGCCACCGCGACGGACGGAUCGAGCGGCACGGGCUCCGCCGCCACGGACGUGGUCUAUACGGGCAUCGGCACCGGCGCGGUCACCGUCACCAGCGACGCAAAGGCCGGUCUUGCCGUCCGGGGCGUCUCUUUCGAGGCGGGCCAUCUGUACGGUCUUGUUGCCGUGGUGAGCGGCUUCCUUGCCGGCAUGGCUGUUUUGCUUUGAAAGCCCCGGAGGGAAAAUAAUAGCAUACCUAGUACCUGACGCAAGCAAACGAGUGAUGAUUGAAAAGUAUCUUACUAUGU
This is a messenger RNA of Penicilliopsis zonata CBS 506.65, 769 nucleotides long. RefSeq lists its product as hypothetical. NCBI's taxonomy places the organism in Eukaryota, Fungi, Ascomycota, Eurotiomycetes, Eurotiales, Aspergillaceae. The record is from RefSeq and is a predicted model, not a curated record. The transcript is spliced from 3 exons. Bases 75 to 689 code for a protein of 204 amino acids.